CUUAAAUGUUUGGUAUUGUAAAAUCAUGAAAUUCUUGUGCCAGCUUAUCUUAGUAAUUUAGAAUCUUUAGAGCCACUUUGAUCAUGCUAUGUCUAUGUCUUUCAUUGCUAUUCAAUUUUCUGUUUUAACACAGUAUUCACUUUCCUUUCCAAUAUUCAACAAAUAGCAGAUGGUUGUUUAAUAUGGGAGGGGUGGUCUAGUACUGCAUUAGCCGAAAGACAUGAAACAUCAAAUAGUUUGCAGAUUAACUUGGAGCCAGAGGGUUAGUUUGUUAUAAUGAAGGUUAAGGCAGGAACUUACAACAAAAAUUAGAUGCUAAUUAGAGGGAAAAGAUAGUGCGAUGCUUACCUCUCAAAAUCAGUACUCUUCUCGCGUUUCAAUUGGGACGAAUCAGAAUAAAAAAAUCAGAAGAAGCCUGCUCGGUGCUCUACUUUCAAAUUUACGACUAAGGGAGAAUUGGAAAAGGGGAAUCAAGAGGGACAAUCGGAGAAGGAGAUUAGAAGGAGAGAAUCGUGGCGAAGGAAGAGAAGAAGAGAUCGUUGUGUCAGCCAAAAAGGAGGAGGACAUUUCGCCGCUAUCCGCCAUGUGGGUAGUAGCCGCCAUUGCAGCUAAAAUGGGCGCUAUUGUACUGGGCAGCACUGCCAAGGCCUCCCCCUUUAUCUUUCGGACAUCCAACCCCUCAACCACCACCAGUUGUCGUCGUCGCCGCAGAACCAACAUUUUACCCAUUAUCAAACACAUUCGGAGCCCGCCACACCCAUCUCCUCCAUCCCAACUGCACCCACCGCUUUCUCCUUCCAAACAACGUCGACCCUUCACGUCCCCACCACCCCAACGUCGUCGUCUCUCCAGAGCCCACACUGCACAGCUCCGACCACUCUCAACAGCCCACACCACACCACCACACCUAUGCUUCUCAGCCCAACUCCGCCGAGCGCCUCUCCGCUCCCCUCCCCGCACACCUCUGUCUACUCAACCCUCCCUCUCUUCGAUUGCUCCGCCUUCGCAUCCAACCCUUCCACCUCCACCACUAAUUCCAGCUUCUUCUCACACAGAACCCCUCCUUUCCUCUAGACCCCUCCUCGAUUUAAGCGGCUUCAGCAUCAACUCGACUGCAAGAAUGGCAACAACCACAGCCUUAAUUUCAACCUUGGCAAUACCACCGCCACCAACGGCUCAACCACCUCCAGCUUUGCCUUCCCCUUUUCGCCUUUGUUGAGAAGCUCUCCUUUUGGACAUACCACUGCUGUUGUAUAUUGAGAAAGAAAUCAAGGAGUCCUUA
This is a messenger RNA of Rubroshorea leprosula, 1282 nucleotides long. The record is from the annotation of a GenBank genome assembly. Lineage: Eukaryota; Viridiplantae; Streptophyta; Magnoliopsida; Malvales; Dipterocarpaceae.